Molecule: messenger RNA, 1330 nt
Organism: Aegilops tauschii subsp. strangulata
Lineage: Eukaryota; Viridiplantae; Streptophyta; Magnoliopsida; Poales; Poaceae
Product: peroxidase 2
Biological process (GO): response to oxidative stress; hydrogen peroxide catabolic process
Molecular function (GO): peroxidase activity; heme binding
Source: RefSeq, a predicted model, not a curated record
CAGUCCACACAGCCACUUCUCGAGAUCCAUCUCCCCCUACACUCACACGUCCACCAGCUAUAACUAGGAGCCAUGGCGGCUAAGCUUGCCAUUCUGAUCUCAUGCGCCAUGCUCCUAGACGCGGCGUGCCAUGGCCUCGAGGUGGGCUACUACAGAAGCACGUGCCCCAGAGCCGAGGCGCUCGUGCGCGCCGAGGUGAAGAAGGCCGUGCGCGCCGACGCCGGCUCCGGCGCCGGCAUCAUCCGCAUGCUCUUCCACGACUGCUUCGUCGAGGGCUGCGAUGCCUCCGUGCUGCUGGACCCCACGCCGGCCAACCCGCAGCCCGAGAAGCUGGGGGCGCCCAACAACCCCAGCCUCCGGGGCUUCGAGGUGAUCGACGCCGCCAAGGGCGCCCUCGAGCGCGCCUGCCCGGGCGUCGUCUCCUGCGCCGACAUCGUCGCCUUCGCCGCCCGCGACGCGUCCUACCUCCUCAGCCACGCCAGGGUGAGCUUCCACGUCCCCGCCGGCCGCCUCGACGGCCGCAGGUCCCUCGCCAACGACACGCUCCUCUUCCUGCCUGGCCCGACCUCCAACCUCAGCACCCUCGUCUCCGGCUUCGCCGCCAAGGGCCUCUCCGCCGAGGACAUGGUGGUGCUCUCCGGGGCGCACUCCAUCGGCCGGUCCCACUGCUCCUCCUUCGUCCCCGACCGCCUGGCCACCCAGUCCGACAUCGGCGCGCCGCUCGCUAGCCUCCUGCGCCGCCGGUGCCCGGCCAGCCCGACCACCGCCAACGACCCCACGGUGGUGCAGGACUUCGUGACGCCCAGGAAGCUCGACAACCAGUUCUACAAGAACGUGCUCGCGCGCAGGGUGCUCUUCACGUCCGACGCCGCGCUGCUCUCUUCGCAGGACACGGGGAGGAUGGUGCGCGCCAACGCCAGGUUCCCGGCGUCGUGGGAGAAGAAGUUCGCCAAAGCGAUGGUGAAGAUGGCCAACAUCGAAAUCAAGGGCAGCGGCGUCGGCGAGGUCAGGAAGAACUGCCGCUUCGUCAACUAGCUGGCAAUGCACAUACGCAAAAACUAGUACUAUUUGAUCCCGUUUUCAAUUGGUUGUAAAGAACAUCUGUGGUGUUUUCUUUGCUCGUGUUGCUUUUUUGAAGGGAAGAUGCUGCUUUAUUUGUUGAUUAUUUUUCUCCUGCCUGCUGUAUAUCUGUUGUCUGGCAUGCACUGCCUUUCCCAGAAAAUGUCGCAGUAUAUCUUUGUUGUUUGAUUUGUAUGUGGUAUUUGCCACAACAUUGCAGUGCUAGAUGUUUCACAUAUCCAAUUGGGGCGUGCCAUUGUUCAAAUCCAAA